Molecule: messenger RNA, 14314 nt
Organism: Lagopus muta (rock ptarmigan)
Lineage: Eukaryota; Metazoa; Chordata; Aves; Galliformes; Phasianidae
Gene: DCX
Product: doublecortin
Exons: 9
Coding region: 1604-2704 (366 amino acids)
Biological process (GO): retina development in camera-type eye; photoreceptor cell development; intracellular signal transduction
Cellular component (GO): axoneme; neuron projection
Molecular function (GO): microtubule binding
Source: RefSeq, a predicted model, not a curated record
UGGCUGGCCCAGGAAGUACAGGUGCAAACAAUUAACCUGUGCUUCCCACCUGAGUGGAGGCAGUGGAAUGGGUCCACCCCCAACCAGAGUCAUUUAAGAGUUAGCCUCUGAGAGGAGAUUAUUUGGCUGGAAGUCACUUUGUUAGGAGCAUUCUGUGGCUAGAGAUCCUUACUGCUACUGGGCAGGCCUCGCAUUAAGGGGAAGAAAGCAGUUGUAUGAGGAGCCUGUUCCUGGUGUCUGUUGUAAUUUGAAAUGAUUUCUUAUCACCCAAUGGGCUACAUGAAACAGAACAGUAAUUAGCUUCUGCAAAGCCUGCCUUUGGUCUGACGUGAAUCAAACAAGUCACAUCGCAGAUUGUUUCAAUGCAGUGCGAAGCUGUGACUCCAUCUCUGGGAUUUGUUUCCCCCCAUAUACAGCUCAAAUCCCAAGUUUGAGCAAGGGUCAUUCUGCUUUUCAAGAUCCUGUAAAGUGCAAAAUCAAACAAACAAAAACAAGAGCAAAUCUGUUCUUUUUUCAGUUUAGGGAUGCUAAAUCACUGAAUCCUACUGUGCAAAUGGAGAAAGAUUUGUGUAAAUCUGGCUGUGUCAUUGUCAAGAAGCUGCAGUCCAGCCCUGACUAACCAUUCAAGAUGUCUGAGAUGUUGUUAGCUUGCAAGUGUAUCAAUGUGUGCUGAAACUUGUAGGAAGAAAAACCAGGUUAUGGGAAUUGAUUUCCUGAGAGGAAGUUUAAACAAAUCAGCUAUCCGUUCCUUUGAAUUAAAUCACUAUCGUUGAAUACUAACUAUAUUGUUCAGCUUUACCUGAAAUUCUAAUCAGAAGUGAUCCCUUGUAGUAGGAAGUAGCAUCAUGCUGUACAGACACUGCCUGUUGUGAUGAUGAAUAAUCGUUACAUGGCUCUUGGUAGCUGGGUAACAAUCAGGCUAUGCUACUGCCCACCAAGUUGCAGGGGAAGUGAGCAUGUUCCAGAGCUGGCAGUGUCCUUGCAAGUCAUCGAGGCAAAAAGCCUGUCUGCUUGCUCCUUUCCACAAAGCAGGAAAGAAGGUGGGAAGUGCAAAGUGUAGGAGAGAUCAUCCAUUUCUUUUGCCAUAGCAAUUCAUCAGAUGGACUAACUGCUGUGCCUGCAAAUCCUUCUUAGCAUCUCACGGCACACACUACAGCACUGCUAGUGAAGCACCGUGCUGCUUACGGGCGCAUGAUGUCCUCCUUUUCUAGGGAGCAAAUAAUAUGCUUGAGAGCUGCACUUCCUCCAAACUGAUGAGUCCUCGAACGAGGAUCGCUUCGCGCUCCGAUACUCAAUUUCACCACAUGGUGGCAUCGUUGCUGUCUUACUGAUGCCUACAGCCCGGGGAUCAGCCCGAAGACCUACGAGAUACAGAGAAGAUUACAAUAAGAUGAAUGAUGAUUAGAGUAAAAACCAUUGAGGCAAAGUUACCAUGAAGGGAUCGAACAAGGCACUAGGACCUAGGAGGCGUCUCAUCCACCCUGGCAGGAAUUUCUUGCUUGGAGCUCAGACAACAAAGGCAGAGCGAGCCUGGUUUUCUUUCUCUCAGCAUCUCCACCCUGCGCGCUGAAAACCGCUUCAGAUCUUUAGGGUUCACCAAACUAUGGAACUUGAUUUUGGACACUUUGACGAACGAGACAAGGCGUCCAGAAACAUGCGAGGCUCACGUAUGAAUGGGUUGCCCAGUCCUACUCACAGUGCUCAUUGUAGCUUCUACAGAACCAGGACCUUACAGGCACUGAGUAAUGAGAAGAAAGCCAAGAAGGUGCGUUUCUAUCGCAACGGGGACCGCUACUUCAAGGGAAUUGUAUAUGCUGUGUCUUCCGACCGCUUCCGAAGUUUUGAUGCUCUCCUGGCUGACCUGACCCGGUCCCUGUCUGACAACAUUAAUCUGCCUCAGGGAGUCCGUUACAUUUACACCAUUGAUGGAUCGCGGAAGAUUGGAAGCAUGGAUGAGCUGGAGGAAGGAGAGAGUUACGUAUGCUCAUCUGACAACUUCUUCAAGAAGGUGGAAUACACGAAGAACGUCAAUCCCAACUGGUCUGUCAAUGUGAAGACAUCUGCCAACCAGAAAGCACCUCAGUCUCUGGCCAGCAGCAACAGCGCCCAGGCAAAGGAGAACAAAGAUUUUGUGCGUCCCAAGCUGGUAACCAUCAUCCGUAGUGGGGUGAAGCCCCGGAAGGCAGUCCGUGUGCUCUUGAACAAGAAGACGGCCCAUUCGUUUGAGCAAGUUCUCACUGAUAUCACUGAAGCUAUAAAGCUGGAGACAGGAGUGGUCAAAAAGCUGUAUACUCUGGAUGGAAAGCAGGUGACCUGUCUCCACGAUUUCUUUGGGGAUGAUGAUGUGUUUAUUGCCUGUGGUCCCGAAAAAUUCCGCUAUGCACAGGAUGACUUUUCUCUGGAUGAAAGUGAGUGCCGGGUGAUGAAAGGGAGCCCUGCAGCUGCCACGGGCAGUAAGUCAUCUCCCACCCCUCAGAAGAGCUCAGCAAAGAGUCCAGCCCCAAUGCGCCGCAGCAAGUCUCCAGCUGAUUCAGGUAACCAUCAAGACGCAAAUGGGACCUCGAGCAGUCAGCUGUCUACACCCAAAUCCAAGCAGUCCCCCAUCUCCACACCUACCAGCCCAGGGAGCCUCCGUAAGCACAAGGUAGACUUGUAUCUGCCUCUGUCUUUGGAUGACUCUGAUUCCCUUGGAGAUUCCAUGUAAAGCGACAUGACGUCAAUAGUCCGUACUGCAAGCUAUGUUUAAGAUACAGUAGAGUACUUCUGCCAAACUAAGCAGAUAGGUGACUGGUGCUUUCAAAUCAGACAAAGGACACACAGUUAUAUGUCAUUUUUUUUCUGUGAUUUAUCCUCUCUACCACAAAUCAACACCUACCAGUCUAUAGAGAUAGAGGGAUACCAUUCUCUUAAGCAGAGUUUUAGGGAUGCAAAAUGGACAUUGCCAGCAAUUUUGGGCCGUUAUGCCGCUGAUCCUGUGCACUUCCCACAUUCUUCUAUUAUUUCUUCUUCUGCAAAUAUGUAAUUUUCCUAUGACAGCAAUGGAAAGCUCCCCCAGAAGUGUGUGAAUCAAUCUGUUGCUGACAAAUUCUGACAACUCUUUACCUCCAAACUGCCAACUCUUGCUUGUUCCUCAUUUGCAGCCCUGAUUUUAGCACUUGCAUACUAACUAGUACUGUUUUUGUUGUUACAGGGCAGGAAGGGAAAUGACUUAUUAGUUCGAUGCUUAAUAUGUCAGCAAAAGCUUGGACAAGAUCAGGAAUGAUAACAUGAGAUGCUAAGUAAGGUUAGUGCAAUAGUGAAUUUUCAGAUAUUCAAAUAUUGGGAGUUGUUAAAUAAUUAAGCAAAAUAAUGUAAGUCAGUUGAGUUGUCUAGAGUUGAACAGAUUCACAUAUGGUCCAGAAACACUGCUAGCUGGUAACAAACUUUUACAACCACCCUAUGGUAUCUCUCUAUCUCUGUUUUUAAAAGUAAUGCCUUGUGAACAGCCAACACUGAAAACACUGUGAGAAUUUGUUUUCAGGUCUGACAUCCUACAGGUCACUUUUUAUAGCAAAAAAUCAAUACACUUUUUAUAAAGGAAAACCUUGUAUCUGUGUUUUGGAGUAAAGAUUCAAGCUCCUUCUUUUUUAUAAAAGCUGGUAAUUUUGUUUUGUUUAAAAAAACACAUUCAGAAAAAUGAACAAAAAAAACCCCACCAACUGCAGAACAGUAACAACAACGAAUCAGUUUAGAAAUCUUGUCAUCACUGCCAGAACAGACACUUGUAGGGGGAAAAAAAGUCAGUUCAAAAUAUUGAAUGUUUUGAUAGUUUUUGUAAUGUUUAAGAUAUGUAUUUGUUUUUUUACACUUCUGUAUUCAUAACUAUGGCCAGAUUCUCUACUUCUAUAACAAAUGAAACUUUGUGUGUUUGAAAACCCAUAUUUUAAGAAACUCUUCUAUCUGACAAAAACAAACUUAUUGUAUUUAGAGAAACGUUUUGCUUUUAUUAAUCAGUAAUGACUCCUAUGGAAUGCAAAGUUCAUCUACUCACGCAGGGCUGGUGGUUUUUACUACGCCGAAAUUUUGUUAUAGGCUAGCUGGCAUUGCCUCUCUUUCUCAUGGAACAAGCUUUUGAUGAAACUGAUUAUUAUGGAACUUUACCUAAAGGAAAUCUGUGCAAUCAAAUAUUUCUUUCUUGCUCUAUUUGCCUUUGUUUCAACAUAUACAUCUAUUCCUUAUUCUCUUGCAACCCCUUGUGAUUAGAAUGAAUUAUAAUGUGAUGUUUGAUGCUAUAUGAAUGCUGGGUUGUUCAGAAAGCCACUCCAUGUUUUGUUUGCUUGCAUUGCUGAUACGAAACAAUCUGUGCAGGCUAUGUCUUUAGAGGUUCAUGUGAUGAUACAUGUAAUGCAACUUUAAGAAGAUGCAUCUGAGAGAGGACAGAAUUGGGAAUUACCAAGGGGUCAGAAUUAUGCACCAAUUUUGCACCCUGUAGUCUUAGUGCAUGAUCUUUUACACAGAGUUUUGUGAAAGAAAUCAUUUGUGCCCACAAAUAACUUCAUUUAAUUGAGUAAUUUGCUGACUAUGUGACUGCUAAAUGAACGUUUCACCUAUUGUAUAUAGAAACCUGGUGUCAGUUCAGAAGGCUAGAGGCUCAUGUUGAAGCUGUAUAGGGGAAAGUACUGUGGACGAAGCAUAGGUGUAGUCAGGAAACCUUCAUUCAGUCUUUUGGCACUGAUUCAGUGUCUGAAGGGGAGCAGGUCUGCUAGUAACACUGUGCCUCAAUAGGUCUACCCAUCCCUGUGUGGAUAACACUGUUCUACCUCACUGGGGGUUGUGAAUCCAAAUGUUGGUUAGCAUUUGUAAAGUGCUUUCAGAUCCUCUAACAGAAGGUACUGAACUGUUCCGGGUGCAGAUUUUGCUGUGGAUGCUGAUUUUUGGCUGUUUAAUCCACUAGGUGCUACUGUAGAGCCUAGUCUUGAGAAAACAGGGCUUUCUUAAGCAUCAGGAUAGCAAAGGCCACGGUUAUGCCAACAAUAUUGUUAAUUAGAACAUUUAUCUUAGUGAAAGCUCUAGCGAGAUAGAUAUUUGGCUUGCUUUUACCCUCUUCUCUGUUCUGUUGAUGUAAAUCUGAAGGAGACCAAGGAGACCAGCCAUAAAAUUAGAUCUAGGUUCUCUUGCAAUUCAGCCUAGACUCUCACCACUUUUUCACCAGGAAUACCUAAUUCUGUGAUGCCCAUAAGCAGACUGAAGUGCUAGAGUUGCUGAUGAUGUUACAGGAGUCAGAGAUACGCUUCCGUCCAGUACCCACAAAUUCAGUUUGUAUAAGACAAAGCAGGAUGCCAAAGGUCAAAUAAACCUUUGGAUGGAUGGUGGUGAAGGUUGUUGUUGAGAGGUGAUUCCUUUCCUUCCUGCCACAGUAGUGGUUAUUUAAAUAUGAUCUUCCUUGUAGAGUAUGCUAAUAAAUCAGUUAGGCCUUCCUCCUGUGCUGUACUUAGUGAUAUACCUAAAACCUCAUCCUGCAAGUACUUCCUUAGGAGUUUUUUUUUGCACUAGGAUUAUCCUUGGGUGAGGCUGAGCCCAGUAAUUUCUUCAGGGCAGUACCAAGGGAACCUGAAAAGGCCUAAAAGAAGAAGAAAAAAUCUUCAGUGGGAAGAAUAGCCAUUCGAACCUGCAAAAGCCACAAAGAAAACAGGGUAUGAGGUCCAACUCAAAGUUUUAAAAAGCAGUUUUCUAGGUAGAACUGCUUAGGCAGUAGAAGUCAGUGAGCAUUUCAGCUGUAACAUAUUGUUAAGUCUGCAUUAAUGCUAUUACUGCAUGAGGUCUUGUACAGAAAUGCAUGUGGAUGUACUGUACAUUCAACAGUAGGUAUUUUUGGCUUUGUAGGAUGCCUAACAUAGAUUUGAUUACAAAGAGAAAUAAUGCACAGGUAUCAUUUAAAUAGAGGAACAGCCUUGAUUCAGCAAAGAAGUAUGCUUAUAUUUUCACACGUGCUUUACUCCUGUUGAUUUUCCAUGAGAUGUAAGUCUGGGUUUGGCCAGAAAGCUUUCCUGAACUAGAAUGAAUUAGGAAUUAGUUUCACUGUGCUGUAAUAAUUCCAGACCUUAUGAGAUCCUGGAGCAAGUGACUGCAACUCUGUUACACACUCCAGAGUUUACGUUUUAUGUAUUUUCUACAUUUGCAGGCACAUAAAAAAAGCACUACAGGAUGUGAGGAUUUGCCAUAUUAAUUCUGCUGUAAAAACCCUAUCUGAUUUCCCCCAUGAGGCUGCCUUUAGUGUUUUCAGAAACUAAUUGAAUCAUUAACACUAUAUUGAUUUAAAACAAUUCAGUAUUUAAAAGCAAAUUGGAGAGAUUCUUAAUCUGGUACAGAGCUUUGUUUCUUUGAAAUCCACCUUUAUUUAUUCAGUACCAAGUAUAUUUUAGCAAAUUUGCGUAUUAAAUUAUAUAAAAAAACUAUUUCCACAUAUAAUCAUUAGUAAGGAAUUAGAGCAAUAUCCUUCAGCCAUAGAAAGACCAACGUAUUGAGUCUUCAUACCUUUCCACGGCAGUCUCAACUGUAGAAUAUCAGGGCAGUGCAGCAAAGUUCUUGAGCCUUGGGAGUUUUGUCACUUGUAAAGCAUUUAUAUUCUGAACCUUUUGAGUUAAAUCUCCAUCUGAUGUCAGAUUUGGAAUUAGUUCAUUUCCACCUACUAGACAGCCAACCAGUACUCUACCCCUUGAAGUAAUUUUGAAAGAGUUUGGUAAUGAAAUUCUACCUUGGUCCACUUUGCAUUAGGAGAUGGAAUUAAGCUUUUGUCUUCUGUUGUCUGUGUUUCCCACAUCUGCAUAUUAUUUACAGUAUUAUCAGAAUCUGAAAAGCCUAUUUUCAUAGGCAACAGAAGAAUAAUUCUGCUUAGAAAAGAACUUCCACAUCUCUCUUUCUCAUUUAGCUAGCAUACAUAUAUGCUUGCAAAGAAUCACACACAGUCUAGCUGUUACUUCUCUCAUUUCCUUGAACAGUGCUCUUGAAAAUAAAAUGAAGAGACAGGACUCAUAAUUUUGGCUAACAGCAAAACAGUGUUACACCCAAGCAUUUCUAAUAGGAAAUACUGGUAUAAAUUUGUUAGUUCCCACUUACUGAUGUGGAUACUGAUAUUUUCUAGGCUGCCUUGUGUUUCCUUUUCCAUGUCUUUGCACUGACUGCUGAUCUGAUUGGAAACGCAAAGAAAACCUUUUGAAAUUGCUCUGUAAUACCAAGCUGACUCCCUAAAAUAAAGCAUCAUUCAGUGACAGCUAUCCCUGGAAGUUCCACCUUCUCUGCAGGGGUAUGCUGUGGAUUUUGCAAGUAUGAGCCUUUUUUAUCAUAGUAAAAGCAUGUGUAUUUUGCUAUGACCUCGGUGGCACCCCACAUCCAUUCAAGGCAAUUGGAGAGAUAUCUUUGGCUACACUAAAGUAACAAUUGUUUUUAGAUAAAGGAGGAAAAGAUAGCCAAGUAAAAGAGGUACAAAGUUAGUCGAGAAAGUUCUCCACAAGCUAAGACAAUACACAAAAGAAAAGCUAUAUAGAGGUGUAUUUACCACACAGAAGGUGCUGAUCACAACCAAGACAGAACAACACAUUUUCUUUAAUGGUAAUUUAGGCUCAAAAUUAUUUUUCUGGUUACUGACAGAAGCAAAUUAGAAUGGUAUUUGGGACUGGUGAUGUUGCUUGUAGAAGCAAAUGGAUGGCACAGAAUAAAUAUCUUUUUCUGCUAAGGUAGAUAAAGUACGAUGCAGCUCAGCCAACAAGAUGAGCAUGUUAUACAAGAUCCUAGAGGAGAUCCAGCUGAAUCAUCACCACUUUGGUUUAUUGAGGCAAAGCAGGUUAAGUCUUUAAGUGCCUUCCAACAUGCGUUGGGCUUCAGUAGCAGGACUACACGUAUCCAACAAGGCCUAGAUUAAAUGGCCUUGACAAAAGUGGGCAGGACAGAUUAGCUCUUGAGCCUCUUGAGAUGAUCAGCCCAUCUUGCUUUUAUGCAGUCAGCUCUAGAAAGUGACUGUCUCCAGGAUCACAGACAUCUUCUGGUUGAUGCCUUUGUCCCAUUCCUAUGAACCUGAGCAGGCCUCUCUGCAGUAUCUCAAGAAAUGUUAAACUGAGUUCUACGUCUUACAGUGCAGCCACUAAAUAUUAAUAGAUUGGCUGGGCAGGGUCUUGCUGCGUCAGCUAUCAACCCUGUUAUUCAGGUAUUCUUCACCCUCUCUCUUUGCCCCGACUUGAGAUCUGGUAUCUCUCCUAGGUGCCUCCAGUUUAAAGCCUGAAUUGACAUGUCCAUCCACCCCUGUGUUAUUUUGCUGUUGUUAUUUUUUUUUUCCCUCUGGAAAGGUUUGAGUUGUUUGAUGUUCACAGGUCUGGGACUAAGCUGACCAAAAAAAAAAAAAAGUUACUAUCCCUAUUGUUUGGGAGAUGCUCAGAGACAGUAAGUGGAGGGAUGGAAAGGCUUUUUUUCCAGCAGUGUCAUUGCAUAGCUGCUCUAACAGAUUCCUAAUUGUAGGGCAGAGUAGGAGUACUACCUCAGGGGAAGAUGCAGAGCUUUAGGGUCACAGACCACUAUCCCUUCAUCAGGACACUGUUUAAAGAAGGUCAGAAACACUGACACCAAUGUUCAUCCAGUAGGUGAAUUUCUGAGCAAACGAGAACCAAACCUAGUGAACGUAACAGUGGGAAUUCAGAGCUACUGGUCUUUAGUAUAACUGUGAGCCCAUCAGUUCUCCCUGUGCCACACUGUCCCAGUGCAUAAAGAGCUGACCAUAGCACUCAGCUCUAUCCAUAAACUGCUUUGAGAUCAGCUGAUAUACAGAGCUAUAGAAGAGCUAGCUCUUAAGAUUUAUUCAUUAUUACUGAAGUUUGAAAACCCUAUAAAAGCAGAUUAUGGUGCACUCUCUUAGACAAGUCAGGAACUCCCAACUUUUCAGGAGUCUCCAAAAACCAAGAUGUAAAAAUGCUUCAUUACUUUAGUAAUGGUGAAAAACAGACACACCACUUCUAGUUCCCCCAAACCAGUUGGGGAGCCAGCAGUGCCUCUAAGCACAAGGCCACAUCCAACAACCAAGUUCUCUCAUCUGGAGCUGCCACAUCUGGCCUGAACACAGUCCCCAACUGCCCCUCUUUUUGUUACCUGUACAUGUAUGUGUCAGGGGGCAGCCCAGGUUACCAUCUGAAAAUGAGGCCAUGUAUUUUUAAAUAAUGAGUAAGUCUAAUGAUUUCAGAGGCCUUCUACCAAGAAAACAGUGGGUCUGUUGUUGAAAGCUUGCUUGUUCAGAAAGUGUUCAUGGGAAAGAAUUGCCUUUCAAUCUUCAUUGCUUAACAAACUUAUUCUGGCUCUUGCUCUAUCACUCAGUGAACUGUAACUCACUGGCCAGUUUAGAGCUUGCCUGGGUCUGACAGUUUGCCACUCAAACAAUUGAAGCAGGAGGAUUCCCAAAGGGAAUUAACAAAUCUUUGCAGCAAUUAGAGUCUGUCAACUGAAAAAAAAAAGCUGCACUGCUGGAGAAAGAUGCCAUGAUGGCUAUUGUUGCAAUAAACAAAGAAAAGAGACUUGUUUCCAAGAGGAAUGGUAGGGGGCAUUUGUUGCAAGAUCUUUACUGAGUGAUGAAAUGAGCGUGAACAUCACAGAAAAUCGUAUGGAAGGGAGAGCAUGAGGCAGUGCGCUGAAAACAUCAACAGCAUUGAUGUGUGGGAACAAAGAAAGACGAGUGCCAAGAAACUCCAAGGAGAAAUAAAAGGGGUAGUGCAAGCUGUGAAUCUACAGCUUGGGUCUGGAUGGAAAAGCAGCAGGGGUUUCUGGCUGCAUGUUGAGAGUGCUAUUGCCCCUGCAGGUAUCUAAGCUAGGAUGCAGGCUAUCUGCCACAACAGCAUGUGUCCCGCUCCCACUGGCAGAAAUAAGGUCACGCUUGGCCUCAGGCUGAAGAACUUGGUUUGAAAUUCUUUGUCUGCCCCUGUUUUGCUCUCCUGCUGGCAUAUGGAUGUCUGUGUCAUCUCUAAAAGGGUGAAGGGAAAAUCCAGCUCUUCGCUGAAUGACAGCAUCAAGCUACAGUUUGGUUUUAUUUUUAUUCCUUCCUUUAGAUCAGAAAUAGAAUUUCAUCAGCAUGCACUGGCUCAGGAAAGUGCAGGUCUGGCACACUGGGGAAUUGCAAGACAUGUAUGAAAGGAUAAUGAGGGCAACUCGGAACCUCCUGGCCCUUCCCGUGGAGUGCAGCAAACUGGAAGAACUAUCAACCCUGCUGCACCAAGGUGAUAAGUCCAGACAGGCUUCUGGAAGAGGUUACCAUGAAUCGCUGUGCAGGCAGAAGGGCUGAUGAUGAUCUUGUCCAUGAAAUCCCUAGCCACACAUGCGAAAGCUGUUGCAUUCAAUAAAUCAGUGGAAAGGCCAUGGUGAACAAGAGGAUCUGUGUUUAACACUGAUUUUCUCAUUAUAAUCUUUCUUUUAAAUUCAGUGGAGUUACAAUACUGGUGAAUUUAAUGCUAAAAGGCAGAAGAGGCGAUUUAUUUGAAUACGUUUUUUUGCUGCUUGUUCUCAGACUUUCAAUUGUUUUUUUUCCAUAAGGAGUGCAGCUCUUGGUUUCUGUAGAUUCUCUGACACUCAGUGUAACGCAAGCAAAACCCAAAGCUCCUAAUUCUUCAUUGUUUAAAACAGGCAGAAGCUCCUCUGUAAUUAUGGGAACUGAAUCCAUUUGGUCCAAGGUUGGUCUCCUAUGUCAGAGAUUCAUUACUGUUAGUAAUUACUGUGUGAUGGAUUAGCUAAGUGCAGAUUCAGUUUCCUGGCUGACAACUGCAGACUUUGCAGAAAAAAUCACAUUUAUCCCAGCUAGAAAGUGAUCUCUUUUAUAAACCUCUAAUGGAAAGUUAUGUAUAGGAGAUAUUUUCUAUAAUUUUAUUGUAAUUGAUGAUAAAGCUAAAAUAAUGUCACAUGUUUAAUUAUCUUAAAACAUUUAAGAUUGAAAAUGAAACAAGCAGCAUAGCAAAUCAAGGUCUCUUCUACAUUUUCUGGUCCUAGAGAGUCUACCUUGCCUUCUCACCUCAGUCCACCAAGACAUGCCCUAAGCCCGACAGGCUUAUAGAAAAUAGCAUUUCUAUUUAUUUUGGUAUUUUUCUACCCUAAUCCCAUCCAGUGCCAAGCAGAAUAGAGGCUUAUGGUUGGCUCAGUUUUUAGAGAAAAGUAUUACCAAAUGUCUCUGAACAUAAAAGGGAGGUUCCGUUCUGUUUUAGGUGACUUACCUAAGCUCAUGGCUGCUUUUGAUUUUAUUCAAGCUGGUUCUUCCAUCUCUACUUGCAAUUAACACAUGCCUAAGUUAUAUAUAGGAAAGUUACAUUAAUGUGAGUCACAUUUGAGCAGUGAGGUGGCUGCAGAGCAAAGUGAUUUGCCUGAUACAUGAAGUCAGGGUGAAACAUGUUGGUGGCACUUGGAAAGGGUGGACCCAAACCAAAUCCUCAUUCCGAAUCCCCAGUUUUCUGAGGAACCCAUGUGUAGAAUCAUACUGAAGAAAUGUCUGCAAUGAGCCAAAUGGAGCCCUAGCUGGGUUCCAGGCCCAGUUCUAGAACUGAAGAAUUUUACCUUCAGAGAAUCCCUAUGAAACAUUCAGUGUUUUUGUGUUUUUGUUUCAUUUUGGGAAAUUCCAACAUGGCUGCUUUUCUCCAGCAGAUUCCACCCUCUGCACAGCAGGUAUAGAUGGAUCUUUAGUGCUCUUCUCUUUGCAGGUGGCAGUUGGAAUGGAGUGAUGUUCUGUCUCCCUGUCGUGCUGACCAGAGUCACUGAUGGGUUGCAGAACAGCUUUUUUUUCUCUUUUUUUUCCCAUUCUUUACAUCAGAAGAGCUUUUUCCAGAUUUAGUGUAAUAUCUAACAAUGUGUCUCCUUAAGAAGAAUGUCUAGGGAACUAAUUGCACUGUUAAUUGGUGUUUAGAGAUAAGGUGAAGCAGAAGUAUUGAAUGUAAGAACAAGAAAGCCUGUGAGUUAUAAUUACAUGCUGAAUUCUGACAUGUAAAAUUGUUGUUAGUUUGCUUCUUAUUUAAAUUACAUGUGAUCCAAGCAGUUUUACCACCGUGGCAGUACUAGUACAGCUGUGAUGAUCAAUUUAGAAGGCAUCCAGGGUCUUCUAGAAAGAAGCCAAUGUAGAUGAAUCUAUUCCCUGUACAAACUCCCCUCCUUGAUAUUCUGUAUUCUAUGACACCGUCUAGUCUAGAAGCACAGGACAGGAGUAUCAGCUUGUUGACUUUGCUGUUACUAGCCUUUGCCUAUUUUCUUAAUUACAAAUACAAUUUCAAGCUAAGGUAAGUGGCUCUCAUCAAAUAAGCCAGCGUUCUUCAUGCCAGUCUUCUGUGAAGAGCGUGACCUGCCUUCACUCAUAGCCCUGCACUCUGCAGCUCUCUGUGAGCUGCCAGUCUGCCCACAGGUGGUUUUGAGGGAGGGAGAUGCAGUGAACUGGAACCUGAUCACGGAUUGCUGUCUUAGGUCAUUCAUCGAGUUUGUAUGAUUUCAUCAUUAAUAACAAAGCUGCAAUAUAGUAUGACUGAGAGACCACAGUGUAUUUUCUAUUGCCAUUCAGUGGGUGGGGGUUGGAGGGGCAGCCGGGUUUAAAGUUUAGCUGGUAUACUUUAAACUCUGUGUACAUAACCUUGGAGGACACAUGGGUGGUAAGGGUUGAGUUACUGUUUUCUUGGAUUGGUAAAUUUCACUUUCAUAUUUCAUUUAAAUAGUAAGGUAUUUAAUGUCAUUGUACAAAGAGCUAUUAAUUUAAAUGAUGCAUUUGUUCUCCUAAAACAGAUGUAUCUAAACUUUCUUUUUGGCAAGCCUGCAGCAAUGCUACACAUAGCAUUAUGUUGACUUUUGUACUUUGGGGGAGUACGUGGAAGGGGAGGGGAAAUGCUUUCCUCUUCAAACAGUGUUGCCCAUAGUUAACUUUCUGCUUGGGUAUAUAACUUGAGUUCCCUUUACUCCAGAUUUUCAUGUGAAGUUCUCUUAAAGGGACGGAACAAGCAGAGGUUAUGCCAAAAGAUCUCAAUUGUAUCAUCUUGUAAUAUAUUGCAGCUUUAUGCCAAUGAUUCCUUGCUUACCUGUACACAGUCCAUGCAUGUUUUGAACUAAUUUUGCAUUCUCCAUUUGUGGUGAGUUAUUUAGCAUUUUGACCACCUUUUGUGCCAUUCAACUUGUACAGAAAACAUUUUUAUUGACGUUUUAAAGGGAGGGGGAAGAAAAGAAAAAACCCUUCUGCUCCCUAGUUGUAGGUAGAACUCGAUUACUUAGCAAACAGAUGUAGAUGAGUGGUUGUAGUGUUAGAAAUGUUAGCUUGCUUGUGAACAAGCUUUUGAGAGUAAAUGCAUGGUCUUGUACUUCACUUAAUUAGCUUUUCCUUUCCUCCUGGAAAGAUUCUCCCCCUCUCUCUCUAUUCUAUCUUUGUCUCUCUCGUGGUUGUAAAGUACAGAUUUGGGCAUAAAUAAAGUGAUAUACAAUGAGGUUUGAAAAGCAGUUCUCAACAGAUUCUCUUGGGGAACUUCUCACUGCGCUCUGCCUUGGCACUUUGGUUAGACUCUUUCAAGAUAAAACAGAUGGAGAACAAUCACCUGUUGCCUCUGCUUGAACUGGGGAACAAGUUAAUCCUUGGAAGUUUGCACCACGGGUGAACAAUGAGAUCUUGAUGAUCCAUUGCAGCUGAGGCAUGUGGCACGUGGGCUACGGGCCGUGGCUUCCACACCUGGUUGUUUGACAUGGGAUUAGUCCCACGGCCCCUGAUUUGCAGAGUUUGCACGCACUUUUUGAUUUUCCUGGAUACACAGCAGAGGGGAGAUAGUGGAUGAUAUAUAGGAAUUAUGUUGUUAUGGGUUCUGCAGGCAGCUCCUUCUCCACACUCCCAAGCUCUGGGUUGAGUACACAGGGCCUAUUAUUGUAUAGCCGUGGUUCUGUUGGCAGAUGAGGACAGGAAAUAAAGGCUAUAAAAAGACAGGGGGUCACAGAUAAAGAUGGAUUUUGUAAGAAAUGGACUUAAAAAUCCCCCGCAAAACCCUGCCUCAAAACCGCAAAGUCUACCUUGAUCCAUGCAUUUAUUCCCCUCUUCUCCCUUAGCAGAAUUUCCUUUUGUUAGAAGAUUUGACUUUCUAGAAAAAAAAAUCCAUUUUUGUGAGGUGUUGUGAACUGUUUUUACCACUUGUAAUAACCAUCCCAGGUCUGAGUAUUCUUGUAAUGCAAUGCCAUGCAGCAGAGAACCUGUCCACUUUCUAGCUUUGCUCUCAAUAUUUGUUACUCAUUGUUUUCUCAUCUAAAUGUACAUUUGCAAGAUGUGUGUAAUGUCAUUUUCAAGAAAUAAAAUUUGGUUUCAAUAUUUAGGCCG